AUGCUGGUCUCCAUGGCGCAACGAAUGCCAAAUUUCACCCUGGAGCAAAAGCUCUACUUGAUCCAGCGUAUUCAGGGAGUGGUGGACACGGUUCAGGACUUUCGAAAGGACACCAAUACCACAGUACAGCGCAACGCUGUUUGGGAACAGCUGGUGCAGGCCUUCAAUGCUGCCUUCCCCGACCGGCCUCCCAGCACCACGGGUACCCUGAAGACCCUGUGGAAACGGCUGAAGGUCGAAUGUCGUGCGGCGUUACACCGCCGUCAGGAGCAGCAGGCGGCUGGACUUCCACUCACUUCACUCACACAGGUCCAAAGAGAAGUCAUGGUGCUCGUUCCCAACCUGAUCUCCAACCAGGAAGAUCCAGACGGGGACUGUGGAUACGCAUCGCUUCGAACCGGCUCACCUUUGCCAGUACCUGGAGCGACGGGGACAAGCAGUAGUGAGCAGGAGGAUACAGAGCACCCUCCGAAUGAUGAAGUGGACAGCAAAGAGCAGGUCGCAGCUAAACUAGGUCUGUCCGCGUCCACCGAGUCACUGGAUUCUGGGAAACCGACCGGUCCGGCCUCUUCGCUUCCCAGCGUCCAGUUCAGGUCCCAUUCCGUCACUUCCACGUCCUCUGUUCCCCGAACUGUCCCUUUGUACAUUAACCAAACGGGGAUCUCGUCGCAAGGCUUCGCCCAGGAGCCCCAGCGUCGGGCGCCCGCCCGCGCCCGCCACUCCGUUUUGGGGGAGGACUCGUGGCCGGACGGACGGGCGCCCGAGCCCCACGGUUCGGACCCCCGGCGGCAGGAGCGGUACGCGUUGGAGCACGAGCAGACGAUGCGUUUGCUGCUCCUGCAGCAGACUGUGUGGGAGGAGAAGAGAAAAGCGGCCAGGCAGAAGGAGAAAGCGGCGCGGGCGAAGAAGAGGUACUACCAGGCCAAACUGAAGAGGAUGGGGGCUGAGGUCCGGCCAUCCAGCAGUGACAGUGAAGACUGA
This is a messenger RNA of Chanos chanos (milkfish), 981 nucleotides long. It is a transcript of the gene fsbp, whose product is annotated as fibrinogen silencer binding protein. The coding region runs from base 1 to 981 and encodes 326 amino acids. NCBI's taxonomy places the organism in Eukaryota, Metazoa, Chordata, Actinopteri, Gonorynchiformes, Chanidae. The record is from RefSeq and is a predicted model, not a curated record. The transcript is spliced from 3 exons.